AUGUGGAUUCUCGAUUGGUACAUCCGUUACGCAGUUUGGGACGUCCUCGCGUCCCUGGGGCUGAUGAACAAGCAUGCGAAGCUGCUGUUCCUCGGCCUUGACAACGCAGGCAAAACGACCCUUCUCCACAUGCUGAAAAACGACCGCGUGGCAGUCCUUCAGCCGACCCUGCAUCCGACAUCGGAGGAGCUGAGUAUUGGAAACGUGAAGUUUACGACAUUCGAUCUGGGUGGUCACGCACAAGCGCGGAGGUUAUGGAGAGAUUAUUUCCCCGAGGUGUCUGGGAUCGUGUUCCUCGUCGACGCGAAAGACCACGAACGACUCCCAGAGGCCAAAGCCGAGCUAGAUGCGCUGCUGUCAAUGGAAGAACUCGCAAAGACGCCGUUUGUCAUCCUAGGAAACAAGAUUGACCACCCGGACGCCAUCUCCGAAGAUCAACUCCGCGCGACCCUAGGCCUCUACCAAACCACCGGCAAAGGCAAGGUCCCCCUCGAAAACAUCCGGCCCAUCGAGGUGUUCAUGUGCUCAGUGGUUCUCCGCCAAGGAUACGGCGAAGGCAUCAGGUGGCUCAGCCAGUAUGUUUAG
Eremomyces bilateralis CBS 781.70 is the source of this 585-nucleotide messenger RNA. RefSeq names its product small COPII coat GTPase sar1. The coding region runs from base 1 to 585 and encodes 194 amino acids. Gene Ontology annotation, cellular component: COPII vesicle coat; endoplasmic reticulum exit site. The transcript has 9 exons. Gene Ontology annotation, molecular function: GTPase activity; GTP binding. Lineage: Eukaryota; Fungi; Ascomycota; Dothideomycetes; Eremomycetales; Eremomycetaceae. Gene Ontology annotation, biological process: vesicle organization; membrane organization; intracellular protein transport. The record is from RefSeq and is a predicted model, not a curated record.